Mercenaria mercenaria is the source of this 4239-nucleotide messenger RNA. RefSeq lists its product as uncharacterized. Gene Ontology annotation, molecular function: A2-type glycerophospholipase activity; glycerophospholipid phospholipase A1 activity. The record is from RefSeq and is a predicted model, not a curated record. NCBI's taxonomy places the organism in Eukaryota, Metazoa, Mollusca, Bivalvia, Venerida, Veneridae. Gene Ontology annotation, biological process: N-acylphosphatidylethanolamine metabolic process. Gene Ontology annotation, cellular component: cytoplasm. The coding region runs from base 149 to 1708 and encodes 519 amino acids. The transcript is spliced from 12 exons.
GAACAAUGAUUUGGCUCAUGAUUGGUUGACCCGUAGAGUGUGACUUUACCUGUCUAUAUAUUAAACCUCUUGCGAGCUGUAUUAAAACACACACCUUGGUAUAAAGACAUGUUACGAAUUUGGAAUUUAUAAAUACCAUAACUAGAAGAUGCCGUUCUUAAAACCAUUUCUCUCACUCCUUAAGAAACCCAUUUUAGAGGAAGAUCUUAGGAUAGGAGAUAUAAUACUCUUUGAUCGAUUAAAAGGACUAUACAGACACUGUGCCAUUUAUGCUGGCAAUGGCUAUGUCAUUCAUUUUAACGUCAAUCCAGUAAAAGGCUUUUGGGAUAACAUAGUAGGAUAUUUUAAAGGGCAGACGGAAAUAAGACUCGACCGACUCGCCGACGUUGCUGGAGGGUCGCCUGUGUAUUUAGUUGAGCAAGAACCAGAACAGUAUGAAGAGAAUGUGAAGAAUGUAGUGCGGGCAUUAAAACGAGUAGGCGAGAGGUCAUACGAUUUGCUCAGUCACAAUUGCCACCAUUUGUGCCAGGAAAUAACAGGAAAUAAAAAGAUUCCAUCAGAAAGAUAUUUGAUGAAAAGAGUUCGUUUGGAGGAAAGUUACUGGGAUACCAUCGUGAAGCCAAACAACACUCUCACAACCAUUCGGUCGGUUCUUGAAGAUCAAUCACACAUAAGCUUGGGUCCUACCACAGACAGGAAAAUGCCGACUACUUCAAUAUCUCAUGGAAAUGGCUCACUUUGCGAAAUAAAAGAUGAGUUUCUGUUGUUACUAUGUUCCUCCAAGUACACUAACAAUCCGACUACUUUUAUAUGUCAUGGAAAUGGCUCACUUUGCGAAAAAAAAGAUGAGUUUCUGGAGUUACUGUGUUCGUCCAAAUACACUAACAAUCCGACUACUUCAAUAUCUCAUGGAAAGGGCUCACUUUGCGAAAUAAAAGAUGAGUUUCUGUUGUUACUUUGUUCCUCCAAGCACACUAACACUCCGGCGUUUUCCCUAGUUCUUGAAAAUGACUCGCUUUACAAAGGAACAGACAAAUAUCUGAUGUCACUGUGUUCCUCCGAAUACACUGACAAUCCGGCGUUUUCCCUAUUUCAUGGAAAUGACUCGCUUUACAAAGGAACAGAAAGAACAGACAAAUAUCUGAUGUCACUGUGUUCCUCCGAAUACACUGACAAUCCGACAUUCUCUAUACCUCAUGAAAAUGGCUCGCUGUGCGAAAGCACAGAGAAUAUUCUGGCGUUUCUCUUGGCGUCCUUAAACAUUAGCGAUCUUUCAACAGAUCCGAACAGUCACGAAAUUUGUAAAACUAAUGGAGAUGACGUCACACGCAUGCAGACAAACUCUAACCUUAUGUGUAAUGCUACACUGCCAGAACAAAAUAAACAGACAGGCAUAGUUUUCUAUAUAUGGGCGGCAUUUUGCAUCUUGCUACUUGCAAUUUUUCCAGUUCUCCUUAUUAUUUGCUUAAUAGCAAAGGUCAGGGAAAAGGGUCAGACACCACCGACUUACUGUUAUAUGGGGACAUGUCUUUUUAUUUUGUUUUUACUAGUUUUAACGUUGCACCUAUACAGUCAUUGGUCAAAUGACAACUUUCCAGUUUUCGAUGGUAGAGGAAUGCCUAAUUUCCAUGAGCCAGACAGAUGGCUAAUUCUUGUGUGUCGUGGGAACGGAGUUAAAUGCAUGGCAUAUGUGUACACUCCGUGUUGAGAUGCUUAUGUUGUUCAUCAGCAUAAUGUAAACGCGCGCAAAGACAUUACUUGAAAUAUGAUAAUACAAACUGCAUUAAUAUGAGAUGGAAUUUGGACUUAUACAGUACAGUUACUAUUGUAUUUGAUUUAAGAAGGAAAUAAUUGACGAUCUAAUGGCAUUGAUAAAUUUUUUAAUUGGUUGUUUAGAUCAAUUCUUUUAAUAUUUAGAUAAUAGAUCCCUAAUGACAUUUGGCAAGUAUGUAAUUGCCUAUUUCUUCUUCAGUAUUCUUUGACCAUUAGUGUAGCUCAGACCAACAAAAAAUGCUUUCCGUUAGUUUAUUGACAGUGUCUCUUAGCAUCUGUAAUCAUUAUCUCGCGCCAACAUUACCAGCCGAACCCCAACCCGCAUUAUUCCGCCCCAUCCUUUAUUUAUUAGUGUUAAUUACUUCUCUAAGUAUCGUUUCAACUAUCCCAUCCUCCUUUUAUAUGCCCCCCCCCCACCCCCUCAACCCCCUAACUUCUUUUAUUUUUUUAUUUUUACUUUGAUGCAUUUUAUAAUUUCACUGUUAUUAGUUUCCCAGUGCUUUGUCUCACCCAACCAACACCCACACAGCAAACAUAACAACAUUGCAACACUAAAAUAACAUCCAUUCAGGCUGUGCUCUUGUUAAUCUUCUCAUCUUUUGUGGCAAGCUCCGUUUUCUGCUGACAACUCUUGUUUAAAUAGUCUCGAGCUUUGAUAAGUGGGGACUCGAAAUGAAUAUUCUAGGUAAAUAGAUUUACUCUUUUAACGAAAAGUGUUCACAAACAGAUGGUUCCGUUUGAUAUAAAAAGAUGAAAAUACUAUUUCUUUUUAGAACUAUAGGAUGCACUAUCACCACAUUUGGUGUGUUACAUCCAUUGACAUAUUGUUAUCAAGUUUGUUUAAAUGGCCUGAUUGGUACUAUUUAGAGGCAGUCAGAAUUAAAAAAUACCCUUUGUAAACGUUUAAAUGAGGAUUUCUCAUUAGCCAUUUAAUGGAUCGUCACCAAACUGCGUCCGAAGCAUCCAUGGACCAACCGUUCGCGUAUUUUAAAAAAUCGACGGCUUGAAUGCACAAAGGGGCGCCAUAGCUUGAAAAAGAAAUACGGUUUAAAUAAAUGCUCGCGUUAGAAAGGCUCAUCAAACAUGGCCAAAAGCAAAGGCUAAGCCAGUAAAAAUACUUAGGAACUUCAUUUUCCCAUUUCAUUUUUGGUCAUACAGUAUUUAUAUAGAACAUAAUUAUUUUUACUGCGUGUAUGCCCAUUGUAAAGAAUAUGCCAUAAAGACACAUAAAAUCAUAAUAUUGGCGUAGUCGAAACUCACAGGCUACUCUAUAUUUGGUUAGUAUUCAUAUAGCACUUAUGUACAAAAUGUUUUUAUUGUAUGAUUUCGUUUACUUUCGUCGUGUUCUUUAUAAGCUUUUAAAAAUUCUAUGAUAUUAUAAUUUGAUAAUUCAUAAUUUAUUUAUAUAUAAAAAUAUAUGUUUUUCAAACAUGCUUAUAUUUUUGUAUAAACUAACAUGACAAACAAAGGAGCUGUACAGUUUACACAAAUACAUAAGAUUGUCUGUCUGUUGUGUCUAUCUGUUUGUCUGUCGUACGUUUUGUCAGUGUUAUUUUGAUUCCGACUAUAAUAUGACUAACCAUUAACUUAAAUCACAGCCUUCAGUAUGCAAUUUGUUGCUCAAAGAAACAUAAAUUAAACAUAAUGCCUCGUCUAUAUAUAGUAAUGUUAUUACAAUGAAUUUAUCUGCUUUUUCUAAUGUAAUGAUAAUACAUGCCUUCUAUGUUACAUCUGAGAGUGCUUGAGUGCUUUACGUUUACCAAAGGAAAUUCUGAUCCACUGAAUAGGCUGAAAUUUAGAUAUUAUGUUACGUAUACCACACGUCAGAUAUAAACAAGAAAACUAUUUUCAAUAUUGACUUAACACCAACACAUGUAGCUCAUUGUUCCUUUCCUGGUGUCACAUGUGUGCAUUAGAUAAAUACCAGGUAGGAUUUUUAUUUUAUGUCAUUGUUUGACGUCUAACAUUACAUUUACACCAUUUACACGAAAAUAACAUUUCAUUGUUCACUCCAGUUGUACGCAAUAAAAAGAUAAUAAUAUACUUUCUUUGCAGUAAAAUGACACAUAAUAAAUCAUCGCUUGCCAGAAACUGUUCAGGUUUUCCAACACGGAGGUCUAUUUUACUUUUUUACUUUCACGAUCAUAUAUUACUCCAAUAUGAUACAAAAUCUAGUUAUUUUGAAAAAGUCUAAAGACUUGCAACAAUCAUUUAUAUGGGUAUAUAGGUGAAAGUAAGGAGGUUUUGCCGAUUUAUGGUCUACAAUACAGCUUCAUUUAAUAUUUUCUGAUACAUGCCAAGAUAAAGAAAUCGAUUUUACUACCUUAUAAUAAUUCAAAAAUACCUGUAAUUUUUGAAGUGAGAAAAAAAUAAUACCAUAAGAAAAUAAUAAUGAUUUUAAAUGAUAAUUAUUGGCUUUUCCGUCAUUAAGGGGACGCAUAUUGCUACAUUCACAGUUCAUACAGA